AUGAGCUCCAGCCUUGUCAACUCUUUGGCCAAAGUCUAUGAUCCGAAUCCUCUUCAUGGCCAGAAGACUGGUGGAAGAAAGCUCUCACUCAAUGGAUCAGACAAAUCCCAAGCUUCUUCAUCAUCACCUUCCUCCCCUCAUGAUGCCGCCCUGCACUGCGUGGAGAGCCGAAUGGACUCACUGAGCUCCCAGAUGGAGCGCUUGCUCAGCAUGCAGCAGACCGUCUUGAUCCGGCUAGAUGGCCUGUCCCUGGACGUCAGGGGCCUCGGUCGGGACUUAGCAUCGAUGCAUGAAGAGGGCCGUGGGGGGAGACGCAGGUCCGGGGUUCAGGCGACAUGCAGAGAGCUGCAUGGGGCCGUUGAGAGGGCCGGUGAGCAGAUGGAGAGUCAGGGACGAAGGCUGGACGGGGUGGAGAGGCUGGUGGAGGGCACCCAGCAGGUGAUCAGCUUCAUUGGGGAGGUGGUGAAGAGCUCCAGGCUGGUGGAGCUGCUGUUCAAACAGCCCGGAAAGAAGGCUCACAAGAAGGCAAAGGAUGACAAGGAUAAAGCCAAACUGAACCUGAAGGGCUUGAAGGUCCAGAAGAAGAGGAGACCUGCGGACACGUUAGACACAUCUGCGCUGACUGAGCCUGUGCUGCAGGAGCAGGUGGAAAAGCUCAACAGGCAGAACACUGAGCAUUCCCAUGGAAGGGCAGAGGCUGACAAUCAGGAGGGGGAGGACAGGGGAAGUGGGGGAAGAAGACAGGAGUCUGCAGAGCUGAUUCUGGACGGACCACACACCACUGCCGCCCAGUCAGAGGACAGGAAGAAGGCAUCCAAGGAGAUAGAGGAGGGAGCGGAGAAGGGGGUCUUUGAUGACUCAGAGACAGAGGAAGAGGAGGAAAAGGCAGAAGAAAAGGGUGGAAAAGUGGAGGAUGAUGGGAAGAGAAAGCAUAAAGGGAAGGCAGAAGAUUCUUCAAAAUCGGAAAAGGACCCAAGUGUCAUCGCAGAUAUCUGCGAGACCUCUCUCCUACCACAGGAGAGCUCUGAGGAAGGCGGCGAUGUGGCCACUUGCAGCAAACGUCGUGUCACAGAAGAGGACCUGGUGAAGGACGACCUCAAAAAAAGCAGAGUAGAAGACAGUGAAGUGGAAAAUGCUGAUGGGCAGGUGGUUGAGGGGGACGAGCCUCAGGCCUCCGAAUCUGACGAAGUAAAGACAGAGGUGGACGAGGAGGGAGAGGAGGGAGAGUCAUCAACCAAGGAAUUUGUCAUUGAGUCAAGCCCUCCACCGUUAGCACCUUUUGACCAUCGCAUCGUGACUCCCAAACCCCAUCAGAUAGCCACCUAUUACACCAUCAACAGAGACGAGGUCCUUGGAGGGGGACGUUUUGGACAAGUCCACAAGUGCAUAGAGAACUCGUCUGGGUUAAUGUUGGCCGCCAAGAUCAUCAAAGCCAGGAGCCAGAAAGAGAAGGACGUGGUGAGGAAUGAGAUCCAGGUGAUGAACCAAUUGAACCACGCCAACCUCAUCCAGCUGUACGCUGCCUUUGAGUCGCGCCAUGACAUCAUCCUGGUCAUGGAAUACGUGGAGGGAGGGGAGCUGUUUGACCGCAUCAUUGAUGAGAACUACAACCUGACGGAGCUGGACACAGUGCUGUUUAUACGCCAGAUCUGUGAGGGGCUGCAGUACAUGCAUAAGAUGUACAUCCUGCAUCUUGACCUCAAGCCUGAGAACAUUCUUUGUGUCAGCAGAGCUACUAACAAGAUUAAAAUCAUUGACUUUGGCCUGGCCAGGAGGUAUAAACCCAGGGAGAAGCUGAGGGUCAACUUUGGAACACCUGAAUUUUUGGCCCCUGAAGUCAUCAACUAUGAGUUUGUUUCAUUCCCUACGGACAUGUGGAGCCUUGGCGUCAUCACUUAUAUGCUGCUCAGUGGCUUGUCUCCGUUUCUGGGGGAUGAUGACAACGAGACAUUGAACAACAUCCUGGCCUGUCAGUGGAACUUUGAGGAGGAGGAGUUUACGGACAUCUCCGACGAGGCCAAAGACUUCAUCACCCUUCUGCUGGUGAAGAGCAAGAGCUGGAGGAUGAGCGCCGCAGAGUCCCUCAGGCACCCCUGGCUGUCAGACCGGAGUCUGCACUAUCGACUAAAUCAGAAGAAAAACAAGUGCCACUCCACACAUGCUCCAUCUCCAGAGAGCCAGACAGAAACACUGUGAGGCCCUCAGCAUGCCUUCUGACAAUGUAGGGCCCUGGAGCUCAACACUGGACCAAUGCUGCUGUACCCGUAUGGCUACUGGAUAACUACUCUCGCAUCCUUCUGUUAGCUUAGCUUCGCAGCUUGUAGUCCUGAUGUCCGCAGGAGAAGAACAGACUUUUUGAACGCUGAUGUUGAGUCAUGAACUAUCUGCUAGCAUGCUUACUAGCGUGCUUACUGCAGAGCACAAAACUUCCUACUGAACCAGAGUGGACUCGCUCGCUUCAUGGUGGUGUGUAGAAUGACCUGUAUCGCAACAGUGAAUCCAAAAUAUUAGAGACUAAAGACCUGGGUUGAUUGUCACUUCUACAACUUCCACAUGUAGUGGAAAGGUAACACUGAAAAUCAGCAGUUUAGCAUCAAACAGACACUGUAAUUAUCCCUACGACAGUUAGCAGUUUGUCAAGUUGUCCUGGUUUGUUGCAUGCUUUGCACUUUUUGUCCUAUUUCUACGAGAUUUAGCAAACAACUCUAAGUAAAAUAUAGACCGAAAGCUUUUAUUCAGUUAAUAUAUUUUUGUGAAUACAGAUUUAUUUUCUUUCUUUUUAUUUACAAGUCUUAUGAAUUGUUAUUCUUUCUUGGUAAAGUUAAAAAUACAUUUAGAACUUGGUUGAAGUUGAAGACACACCACAUUAAUUUAUUUUGUACAGUAUAUAACACAGCACCUCAUACUCUCAUUCCCCUGAAAAGUGAGGAAAUCUCAAUGACUGAAUACUUCCUGGUUCGAGCCAUAUUCAGCCCACAUUUCUGGUACAUUUUCACUUUAGACCGGAUUGCCUUCUGUAUGUGCUCAUGCCACUCGCUCGCCUUCGCUUCGGCAGUUUGCAGUAGCCCUCUCACCUUCCAUGAAGGCGUAACGAACAACAGAAUACUACCUAUGAAUGAUUCACGUUUAUGACUGAAGUGGAUUCUUAUGUUCAUUUAUUUACUGGUUCAGCACCAGACUGUACUUGAAGUGCAAAGCUUUUAUAUUCAAGAUGGGAUUUCGUUCAGGGGAGACAAACAGG
Molecule: messenger RNA, 3241 nt
Organism: Anoplopoma fimbria (sablefish)
Lineage: Eukaryota; Metazoa; Chordata; Actinopteri; Perciformes; Anoplopomatidae
Gene: mylk4b
Product: myosin light chain kinase family, member 4b
Exons: 13
Coding region: 1-2196 (731 amino acids)
Biological process (GO): protein phosphorylation; intracellular signal transduction; positive regulation of apoptotic process
Cellular component (GO): nucleus; cytoplasm
Molecular function (GO): protein serine/threonine kinase activity; ATP binding
Source: RefSeq, a predicted model, not a curated record